GAACAGUUUGAAUGGCCGCGCAUAUGCUCUUGAGUGAGAGAUCGAAGAACGAAGUGGGUUGUGAGGUGUCCCGUGUCCUGGAGGAGUUGUGUUUGUCGAGGGGGGAAGCACUCGGUUGCAACAUAGAGGCGACGCAGGUAGGGGAGCUCCCUCUGUUUUUACAAGGGUGUUUGUGUCGGGUGCAUGAUUAUUGCAAUGCUUUGGGUACCUCGAGAAGUUGGGUUGCAGGGGGGAUCCUGGCGCUUCUAAUGACGGGGCUGCACCGUUCGCCAGCCACGAUCAAGUACCCGUCACUUGUUGCCAGGAGCCUUGACAAGGCGGGUGGCCAGGCGUGACAAAAAAGGGGUGGUUGGGUAGCGCUGGAAACGGGUGGCAGCACAAGCUUAACCUGCGUACAUGGAGAAGCAUUUCAUCUGAGACCGCUCACCUGAGAAAAUGACUGAAAGACACAGGUGAGUCGGAUCUUGUGCGCCAUCGAUGAUGACUGCUUAUUCGGGGAGUUCGUUGCUAUGGGAACAGUCUGCCGCUUCUUAACCGUGUUCGUGUAUGGUUAUGUCGGGAAGAAAGGUGUUUUAAGUGGCCAGAAACCUUAAAACUCUUCUUUCUAAGUGAAGAAGACAUUCUAGCAUGCCCUGCUAUAGCCAUGCUCCAGGUGUCAGUUGUCUACCACCGAAUAUACUGGCAGCCUGUCCCCGGACAUUUCUGACUUCCUUGAUUAUUUUUAUGUUCUCACGGGACUAAGAAGUUGAGACAUCAAUUAAAAUGGCGUCGUUGUGCAUUGUAAAUCAUCUCUACCUCCCUGUCUUACAGAAGAAAUCUGCUUUGUGUCGUCACGGAACACUGUUUCUAUAACCGAAAUCAACGGACCUGUCCGAAACUCUACGUCACUAACACAGACUUAUGACGUAGUUUCUGGAUGCCCCGCGAGCCUUGUCGGAACCACAGACCGUGCGAAGGCGAAGCCAUAGUGCUGACGGACAAACAACCACAAGCAAUAAAGGCGAGAGGUUGGAGGUGCGGAAGGAUACGGUUACUAUAUCUAUCUCAGGGUAUCUAUCUCAGAGUGAUCCCAGGGGCUGCAGAUGUCGCUGCUGCUGCUGAAGACACGUGACCUGAGCUGGCAGGACCACACGGUCAACACGGAGGCCAUGCUGACGCCUGCGCGCUGCGGUCUGCUGCUCAACAAGCACAAGGCGCUCAACGCCAAGUGCGCCGCCGCGCAGCACGUGUACGACCGGCAGCGCGAGCAGUGCCUGAAGGACUUCCGUACUUCGCGCCGCCUCCUGGACCGUCAACGCCAACGGCUGCUUAGAGCCAAACGCGAGGCGUACGCGAGCAGCCUCCUCCAUUCGCCUCACCAGCCUUUGUCAGCCACCUCUGAACCAUCCAUCGCAUCCGGGCAACUCGGAAUUCGUCGGGCUCUCGGCGAUCGCAGCGUCUCCGCCCCGGGUUCGCUUCAACACUGCCCCAAGCAGGGGACGCGAUCCCGUAUCAAAGGGACGCAACCCCGGUUGCAGUUUCUGUCGAACGCCUUCCUCACCGACGGGGAUAGUGAGGCUGAGGCAUCUAUCUCGAGUGAGGGGGAUAGCGUCAGCACCGGGGGAGACGCCACCCUCGAGCAGCUGCAAAGUGGAGUCGCCGACAUGCUUUCAGCGCCGGUCCGACGUGCGUCGCGCGUGCAGUGCUGGGGUGCGGGUGCUGACGGUGCACGACGAUCGCUCGGAGUGAAGUUCACGGAGCGCAGCGUCAACAGCCAAACCGCUGACACCAGCAACGACAAAGACGACGACCAGCCCCGGCUGACUUUAGACGCCCGCGUACGAGCUUUCAUCGCUGACGUCAGAACCUUCAACGCCCGCCCGCCCGAUGACCUCUGGCGGAGGAUUGGUCGCGAUGACGAGGAAGACGAGCGUCGAGAUAUUUCACGUAACCAAGCAACAGUGGAGAAGCCUCAGAAGCGGCAGAACCAUCUCAGCCUGUGGCAGGUGGAUGGGCACGCCAGCAUCUUGGCCGCCUUUGACGGCUUCUGCGAGAGAGGAAGCCCGGAAGAGCUGACCCGCGCCAUGCGCCUAGCUUCCAGGUUAAAGGUCAAUGCGCUAUCUCUGCACAACCAGCCAAUCGUGACCAGUAUGGCCGACUUCCGUACGUCACGGGUGUACCAGUCCCUAGUCGACAGCAGGGACUAAGCUUUAUCCAAUGUGCCCCACAGGGCUUUUAAAUAUACAAUAAGUUUACUGUUCUUCGAAUUUACAGAAAACUGUUUGUGUCACGGCUACGAUCAACGUAUCAUAAAAAAUGCACUCUGCAGCAUCAGGCAUUGAAAUAACAGUUGGCGGAAAAAAUUAUCACUGUUGCAAAAUUUGCGUUAAUUUAUACAACAAAGCUGUGACAAUAAAUGUAACAAAAAACUAUUUUUAUUACAAGAACGAAUCCUUGCAAAAUCAUAAAAAUGUGAAGUGAUUCGCCUACUGCCUUGACAUUUCACCGUGAUGUGCUUGCCAAAUGCACACAUAUAUAUAUCGAUAUAUUACAAUAAAAAAGACAACUUUUAUCCAGUAUUUACGACCAGCUCUACACACACACACACA
Molecule: messenger RNA, 2588 nt
Organism: Pomacea canaliculata
Lineage: Eukaryota; Metazoa; Mollusca; Gastropoda; Architaenioglossa; Ampullariidae
Exons: 2
Coding region: 1083-2186 (367 amino acids)
Source: RefSeq, a predicted model, not a curated record